This is a messenger RNA of Boleophthalmus pectinirostris (great blue-spotted mudskipper), 1323 nucleotides long. RefSeq names its product tetraspanin 14 (gene tspan14). Gene Ontology annotation, biological process: protein localization to plasma membrane; protein maturation; regulation of vascular endothelial growth factor signaling pathway. The transcript has 9 exons. Lineage: Eukaryota; Metazoa; Chordata; Actinopteri; Gobiiformes; Gobiidae. Gene Ontology annotation, cellular component: membrane. The record is from RefSeq and is a predicted model, not a curated record. The coding region runs from base 149 to 973 and encodes 274 amino acids.
UUUGUCGCUGUCUUUUGUUGUGAAAGUCAGCGGAAGUGUUGUGACAGAGGCGGAAGUGGCUCUUGGAGGAAGCUGCGGGUUUUGUGUUUGUGUUUUUCAUUUGUUUUUUUUGUGUUUUUACUCGGUUCGGUUCCGCUGCGGGACACAGAUGUACUAUUAUCGAUAUGAAAACGCUGAGGUCAGCUGCUGUUACAAAUACCUCAUGUUCAGCUACAACAUCGUCUUCUGGUUACUGGGAGCAGCUCUGAUCGCAGCAGGACUCUGGGCCUGGAGUGAGAAGGGAGUUCUUCAGGACCUGAGUGUUCUGACCCGGAUCCAUGGUUUUGACCCGGUGUGGGCUCUGCUCGUGUCCGGAGCCGUCAUGUUCAUCCUGGGCUUCGCCGGCUGUGUGGGCGCCCUGAGGGAGAACCUGUGUCUGCUCAAGGCCUUCUCGUCCAUGGUGGGUCUGAUCUUCCUGCUGGAGGUUCUGGCCGUGGUUCUGGUCCUGGUGUUUCAGAGUCAGGUGUUUGACUGGAUCCAGGCGUUCUUCAUGAAGAACAUCAGAGCGUACAGAGACGACAUCGACCUGCAGAACCUCAUCGACUCCCUGCAGACCUCGACGUGGUGUUGUGGGGCUCAGGGUCCUGACGACUGGGAGCAGAAUCCUUAUUUUUCCUGUAAUUCCACAAACGCCUCCAGAGAGCGCUGUGGAGUCCCCUUCUCCUGCUGCGUCCUGGACCCCGCCGAGUCGGUGUUAAACUCUCAGUGUGGAUAUGACGUACGCAAAAGGUCAAAGUCUGAUUGGGCGGAGCAGAUCCACACUCGUGGUUGUAUCGCGGCGCUGGAGCAGUGGGUCCCUGGGAACCUGUACACCGUGGCCCUGGUGUUUGUGACCGUGUCCGUGCUGCAGAUGCUGGGGAUCUAUUUGGCCCGAAGUUUAAUCACCGACAUUUACAAAGUCCAGAUCAACCAUAUCCGAAACCCGGUCUACUGAGAACUGGACCUGGACUGGACCGGGACUGGACCAGGACUACGGAGUCUGCAGUGGACCAAACUAACUACUGAAAAUAACUGAGGACUAAUGAGCUAACUGUGCCUUCAACUUCUCCACACACGCGGGACCAGACCAGGUCUAGACCAGGUCCAGAUCUGGGACAGUCCAGGGGGUACACAUGGUCUGGGCCUGGUCUGGACCUGGUCUGGGCCUGGUCUGGGCCUGGUCUGGACCUGGUCUGGACCUGGUACCCGGGUGUGGCCCUGCGCUCUCGUCUGCUUUGAUAAUAAUGUUUUAUUUUUGUAAAACUGUUGAAUGUUUUUUUUACUGAAUAAAAACUUAAAACUGCA